Odobenus rosmarus divergens (Pacific walrus) is the source of this 6628-nucleotide messenger RNA. RefSeq names its product sodium channel, voltage-gated, type V, alpha subunit (gene SCN5A). Gene Ontology annotation, molecular function: voltage-gated sodium channel activity involved in cardiac muscle cell action potential. The record is from RefSeq and is a predicted model, not a curated record. Bases 21 to 5969 code for a protein of 1982 amino acids. Gene Ontology annotation, cellular component: voltage-gated sodium channel complex; plasma membrane; axon. Lineage: Eukaryota; Metazoa; Chordata; Mammalia; Carnivora; Odobenidae. The transcript is spliced from 27 exons. Gene Ontology annotation, biological process: sodium ion transmembrane transport; regulation of atrial cardiac muscle cell membrane depolarization; AV node cell action potential.
CCCAGAAGCAGGAUGAGAAUAUGGCAGACUUCCUGUUACCUCGGGGCACCAGCAGCUUCCGCAGGUUCACCCGGGAGUCCCUGGCUGCCAUCGAGAAGCGCAUGGCGGAGAAGCAAGCCCGAGGCUCGGCCGCCUCGCAGGAGAGCCGGGAAGGGCUGCCCGAGGAGGAGGCUCCCCAGCCCCAGCUGGACCUGCAGGCCUCCAAAAAGCUGCCAGAUCUCUAUGGCAACCCACCCCGAGAGCUCAUCGGGGAGCCCCUGGAGGACCUGGACCCCUUCUAUAGCACCCAAAAGACCUUCAUCGUGCUGAAUAAAGGCAAGACCAUCUUCCGGUUCAGUGCCACCAAUGCCUUGUAUGUCCUCAGUCCCUUCCACCCUGUCCGGAGGGCAGCUGUGAAGAUUCUGGUUCAUUCGCUGUUCAGUAUGCUCAUCAUGUGCACCAUCCUGACCAACUGCGUGUUCAUGGCCCAGCACGACCCUCCACCCUGGACCAAGUAUGUCGAGUACACCUUCACUGCCAUUUACACCUUUGAGUCUCUGGUCAAGAUUCUGGCUCGAGGCUUCUGCCUGCAUGCGUUCACCUUCCUCCGGGACCCAUGGAACUGGCUGGACUUCAGUGUGAUUGUCAUGGCGUAUGUAUCAGAAAAUAUAAAACUAGGCAAUUUGUCGGCUCUUCGAACUUUCAGAGUCCUGAGAGCUCUAAAAACUAUUUCAGUUAUCCCAGGUCUGAAGACCAUCGUGGGGGCCCUGAUCCAGUCUGUGAAGAAGCUGGCCGAUGUGAUGGUCCUCACGGUCUUCUGCCUCAGCGUCUUUGCCCUCAUCGGCCUGCAGCUCUUCAUGGGCAACCUGAGGCACAAGUGUGUCCGCAACUUCACGGCACUCAAUGACACCAAUGGCUCUGUGGAGGCCGACGGCCUGGUCUGGGAGUCCCUGGACGUCUACCUCAGCAACCCAGAAAAUUACUUGCUGAAGAACGGCACCUCCGAUGUGUUACUGUGUGGGAACAGCUCUGAUGCCGGGACAUGUCCCGAGGGUUACCGGUGCCUAAAGGCAGGGGACAACCCUGAUCACGGCUACACCAGCUUCGACUCCUUCGCCUGGGCCUUCCUUGCGCUCUUCCGCCUAAUGACGCAGGACUGCUGGGAGCGCCUCUACCAGCAGACCCUGAGAUCUGCAGGGAAGAUCUACAUGAUCUUCUUCAUGCUUGUCAUCUUCCUGGGCUCCUUCUACCUGGUGAACCUGAUCCUGGCUGUGGUUGCCAUGGCCUACGAGGAGCAAAACCAAGCCACCAUCGCUGAGACCGAGGAGAAGGAAAAGCGCUUCCAGGAGGCCAUGGAGAUGCUCAAGAAAGAGCAUGAGGCCCUCACCAUCAGGGGUGUGGACACAGUGUCCCGCAGCUCCUUGGAGAUGUCCCCUUUGGCCCCAGUAACCACCCAUGAGAGAAGAAGCAAGAGGAGAAAACGAAUGUCUUUGGGGACAGAGGAGUGUGGAGAUGACAGGUUCCCCAAGUCCGACUCAGAGGAUGGUCCCAGAGCAAUGAAUCGUCUGAGCAGCACGCACGGCCUCAGCCGGACCUCCAUGAAGCCGCGCUCCAGCCGCGGGAGCAUUUUCACCUUUCGCAGGCGAGACCUGGGCUCAGAGACAGAUUUUGCAGAUGACGAAAACAGUACAGCGGGGGACAGCGAGAGCCACCGCACGUCACUGCUGGUGCCCUGGCCUCUGCGCCGGCCCAGUGCCCAGGGACAGCUCAGUCCAGGGACCUCGGCUCCCGGCCACACCCUCAACGGUAAAAGAAACAGCACCGUGGACUGCAACGGGGUGGUCUCCUUGCUGGGGGCGGGCGACCCUGAGGCCACCUCCCCAGGGAGCCACCUCCUCCACCCUGUGAUCCUGGAUCGCCCCCCAGACACGACCACACCGUCGGAGGAGCCGGGCAGGCCCCAGAUCCUGAACGCCCAGGCUCCGUGUCUGGAUGGCUUCGAGGAGCCCGGAGAGCGGCGGCGGGCCCUCAGUGCCGUCAGUGUGCUCACCAGCGCCCUGGAAGAGUUGGAAGAGUCUCACCGCAAAUGUCCACCAUGCUGGAACCGCUGUGCCCAGCGCUACCUGAUCUGGGAGUGCUGCCCGCUGUGGAUAUCCAUCAAGCAGAGAGUGAAGUUCGUGGUCAUGGACCCAUUCGCCGACCUCACCAUCACCAUGUGCAUCGUGCUUAACACACUCUUCAUGGCACUGGAGCACUACAACAUGACAACUGAAUUCGAGGAGAUGCUGCAGGUUGGAAACCUGGUCUUCACGGGGAUCUUCACCGCAGAGAUGACCUUCAAGAUCAUCGCUCUGGACCCCUACUACUACUUCCAGGAGGGCUGGAACAUCUUCGACAGCAUCAUUGUCAUCCUGAGCCUCAUGGAGCUGGGCCUGUCCCGCAUGGGCAACCUAUCAGUGCUGCGCUCCUUCCGCCUGCUGCGGGUCUUUAAGCUGGCCAAAUCAUGGCCCACCCUGAACACCCUCAUCAAGAUCAUCGGAAACUCAGUGGGGGCGCUGGGGAACCUGACACUGGUGCUGGCCAUCAUCGUGUUCAUCUUCGCUGUGGUGGGCAUGCAGCUCUUUGGCAAGAACUACUCAGAGCAGAGGUACCGCAUCAGUGACUCAGGCCUGCUGCCCCGCUGGCACAUGAUGGACUUCUUCCAUGCCUUUCUCAUCAUCUUCCGAAUCCUCUGUGGGGAGUGGAUCGAGACCAUGUGGGACUGCAUGGAGGUGUCUGGGCAGUCGCUGUGCCUGCUUGUCUUCUUGCUCGUUAUGGUCAUUGGCAACCUUGUGGUCCUGAACCUCUUCCUGGCUCUGCUGCUCAGCUCCUUCAGCGCAGACAACCUCACAGCCCCUGACGAUGAUGGGGAGAUGAACAACCUCCAGCUGGCCCUGGCACGCAUCCAGCGCGGCCUGCGCUUCCUCAAGCGGACCACCUGGGACUGUGCGCUCCUACAGCGGCGGCCCCAGAAGCCCGCAGCCCUUGCCGUCCAUGGCCAACUGCCCAGCUGUGUUGCCACCUCCAGCCCCCCACUGCCCCCGGAGUCAGAGAAGGUGCCUCUGGCCCGCAAGGAGACACGGUUUGAGGAAGACAAGCAACCAGGCCAGGGCACCCCCAGGGAUACAGAGCCUGUGUGUGUGCCCAUUGCCGUGGCUGAGUCAGACACGGAUGACCAAGAGGAGGAUGAGGAGAACAGCCUGGGCACAGAGGAAGAGUCCAGUAAGCAGGAAUCGCAGCCUGUUUCCGGCAGCCCAGAGGCCCUCCCAGAGCCCAGGGCCUGGAGCCAGGUGUCAGAGACCGCCUCCUCCGAGGCCAGUGUGGCUCAGGCAGACUGGCGGCAGCGGCAGAAAGCGGAGCCCUCGGCCCCAGGGUGCAGUGAGACUCACGAGGACAGCUGCUCGGAGGGGAGCACAGCAGACAUGACCAACACUGCUGACCUCCUGGAGCAGAUCCCUGACCUGGGCGAGGAUGUCAAGGACCCAGAGAACUGCUUCACUGAAGGUUGUGUCCGGCGCUGUCCCUGCUGUGCCGUGGACACCACGCAGGGCCCCGGGAAGGUCUGGUGGCGACUGCGCAAGACCUGCUACCGCAUCGUGGAGCACAGCUGGUUCGAGACGUUCAUCAUCUUCAUGAUCCUGCUCAGCAGUGGAGCCCUGGCCUUCGAGGACAUCUACCUGGAGGAGCGGAAGACCAUCAAGGUUCUGCUCGAAUAUGCCGACAAGAUGUUCACCUACGUCUUCGUGCUGGAGAUGCUGCUCAAGUGGGUGGCCUAUGGCUUUAAGAAGUACUUCACCAACGCCUGGUGCUGGCUGGACUUCCUCAUCGUGGAUGUCUCCCUGAUCAGCCUGGUGGCCAACACCCUGGGCUUUGCCGAGAUGGGCCCCAUCAAGUCACUGCGGACCUUGCGUGCACUCCGACCCCUGAGAGCCCUGUCACGAUUUGAGGGCAUGAGGGUUGUGGUCAAUGCCCUGGUGGGUGCCAUCCCAUCCAUCAUGAAUGUCCUCCUCGUCUGCCUCAUCUUCUGGCUCAUCUUCAGCAUCAUGGGCGUGAACCUCUUUGCGGGGAAGUUUGGGCGGUGCAUCAACCAGACUGAGGGAGACCUGCCUUUGAACUACACCAUCGUGAACAACAAGAGUGACUGUGAGUCUUUCAACGUGACUGGCGAGUUGUACUGGACCAAGGUGAAAGUCAACUUUGACAACGUGGGGGCCGGGUACCUGGCCCUUCUGCAGGUGGCAACAUUUAAAGGCUGGAUGGACAUUAUGUAUGCAGCUGUGGACUCCAGGGGGUAUGAAGAGCAGCCCCAGUGGGAAUACAACCUCUACAUGUACAUCUACUUCGUCAUUUUCAUCAUCUUCGGGUCUUUCUUCACCCUGAACCUUUUCAUCGGUGUCAUCAUCGACAACUUCAACCAACAGAAGAAAAAGUUAGGGGGCCAGGACAUCUUCAUGACCGAGGAGCAGAAGAAGUACUACAACGCCAUGAAGAAGCUGGGCUCCAAGAAGCCCCAGAAGCCCAUCCCGAGGCCUCUGAACAAGUACCAGGGCUUCCUGUUCGACAUUGUGACCAAGCAGGCCUUCGACGUCACCAUCAUGUUUCUCAUCUGCUUGAACAUGGUGACCAUGAUGGUGGAGACAGAUGACCAGAGCCCUGAGAAGGUCAACAUCUUGGCCAAGAUCAACCUGCUCUUCGUAGCCAUCUUCACGGGUACUGUGCUCUCAGACAUCAUCCAGAAGUACUUCUUCUCCCCAACGCUCUUCCGAGUCAUCCGCCUGGCCCGAAUCGGCCGCAUCCUCAGGCUGAUCCGAGGGGCCAAGGGGAUCCGCACCCUGCUCUUUGCCCUCAUGAUGUCCCUGCCCGCCCUCUUCAACAUAGGACUGCUGCUCUUCCUUGUCAUGUUCAUCUACUCCAUCUUCGGCAUGGCCAACUUCGCUUACGUCAAAUGGGAGGCUGGCAUUGACGACAUGUUCAACUUCCAGACCUUUGCCAACAGCAUGCUGUGCCUCUUCCAGAUCACCACAUCAGCUGGCUGGGAUGGCCUCCUCAGCCCCAUCCUCAACACAGGACCCCCUUACUGCGACCCCAAUCUGCCCAACAGCAAUGGCUCCCGGGGGAACUGUGGGAGCCCAGCCGUGGGCAUCCUCUUCUUCACCACGUACAUCAUCAUCUCCUUCCUCAUCGUGGUCAACAUGUACAUCGCCAUCAUCCUGGAGAACUUCAGCGUGGCCACAGAGGAGAGCACCGAGCCUCUGAGCGAGGAUGACUUCGACAUGUUCUACGAGAUCUGGGAGAAGUUCGACCCAGAGGCCACCCAGUUCAUCGAGUAUUCGGCCCUGUCUGACUUCGCCGACGCCCUGUCCGAGCCGCUCCGCAUCGCCAAGCCCAACCAGAUAAGUCUCAUCAAUAUGGACCUGCCCAUGGUGAGCGGGGACCGUAUCCACUGCAUGGACAUCCUCUUUGCCUUCACCAAGAGGGUCCUGGGUGAGUCUGGGGAGAUGGACGCCCUGAAGAUCCAGAUGGAAGAGAAAUUCAUGGCGGCCAACCCGUCCAAGAUCUCCUACGAGCCCAUCACCACCACACUCCGGCGCAAGCACGAGGAGGUGUCGGCCACCAUCAUCCAGCGGGCCUUCCGGAGGCACCUGCUGCAGCGCUCCAUGAAGCAUGCCUCCUUCCUCUUCCGCCAGCAGGCGGGCAGCAGCGGCCUCUCUGAUGAGGAUGCCCCCGAGCAGGAGGGCCUCAUCGCCUACAUGAUGAAUGAGAACUUCUCCCGGCGCCUUGGCCCGCCCUCCAGCUCCUCUGUCUCCUCCACGUCCUUCCCGCCCUCCUAUGACAGCGUCACCAGGGCCACCAGCGAUAACCCCCAGGUGCGGGUGUCCGACUACAGCCGCAGCGAGGAUCUCGCCGACUUCCCCCCGUCCCCAGACAGGGACCGCGAGUCCAUCGUGUGAGCGCCAGCCCGGCUGGCCAGGACGCACCGAGGGGCAGCCGGGGGCAGCGUAGCCAGCGUGACCGCGGCCACAAGCCGGCACCUGCGGGCCCUUCCUUGCUUCGGCCUCGGGCUGUGAGAGAUGGGCCUCAGCCCCGCGGGCCGACAAGGCAGAGUUCUGUGGCGCCCACGCUGACGGCCAGAAGCGGGCGGCCGAGCUGACCGUGCGGGGUGGCCUGUCGCUGGAGGCCCCGCACAUGCCGGCGGCCGGGGCCGGUCACACCACCCCCCGGGGCUCUGAAAAGCAACACCGUCCCAGCUGCGGAGGAGAAAUCCAAAACUGAGACUGUAGAUGUUGUGAGUGGGCUUUCAUAAAUUUAUUAUAUUUGAUAUUUUUUUACUUGAGCAAAGAACUAAUCGUUUUUCCAUGGACUCGGCAGCAGUUCGCACUGCCUUUUCUUCACUCCGAACAAGAGUGUCUGUGGAGGUGCCGGAACUCUGGUUCUCAAGGCAAAAGUGCAACCCAGUGCGGCUCCCGCAGGCCUACCGCCCGGGGCCAGGAGGGGUUCCCCUGCUGCUUGGGCUGCGGUGCCAGGAGGGCUCAACCCCUUUCUUCACCCGGCGUGUGCACACCGUCCUCACCCAGAGGCCAGACACGGGCGGCGGGUGACCCAGGCUUCC